GCGACACACCCCAACGCGAUUCCAGAUUGUGCGAGUACAGUACAGAAUGCGCACUGUCCGGGUCAUCUGGCAAGGUCACUGCCCGAUGCCCGCCACCCCCCUCGCUCGCUUCGUGGGAGCGUACCCCCACCGCCCGCCAACCUCGGCAGCCCUGGGAAGGCAGCCGGAGUGCAAGAAAGAAAGAAAAACUAACACGCGAAGCACAGAAACGAGAAAAAAACACCACAGCCGACGCCUACCGCAGCAAGCACCACGUCAAAAGUCUCGAGUGGAGCCUUGCCAUCCGACCAUCUGACAAAAUAAUCUAUUCAGAUCAUUCCUUCCUUCUCUCCAAACUCCAACGCCAGGAAACAACGAGGCAUUCUUAGCAAGCUAGGCGGACUGGAAGGAAGGGAGGGAGGACAGGGGGCGGAGGCCGGGUCUGCGGGAGUCUCUGGCUUUGUUGGAGGUGUAGAAGGAGGCGCUGGAUGUUGAACUGAAGGUCUGCUGCUAGCUGUGUGUGGCUAUGCCCCCCCGGCAUUGGGGAAGGGUGCUCUUAAGCCCCUCCCUGCCGCCCACCACGAUACGCAUCACGAGGUGCGACAGUGGUAAUGCCUCAUUAUCGGUAACAACUUGCGGAGCGAUUUCCCAGGUAACUCUGAGCGUUGGCCUAAAUCUAAUUGCAACCCCCUACUGAGCCUCUUAGGCCCGAGGCUGCUUGAACAUCUGCCUGGCCGCCGCCGCCCCUUUGGACGGAAAGUCUUCGAAUGUGGCUGCCAGUGGUGGUGGUCAUGUGUAAGGUACGUCCGGUCUCUUUGGUCGGCCGUGUUUACACUUAAUGGAAUUACAUGCAUAGCAAUCUGGUUAUGGGGGGGGGGUAAUGUAUAACACCUUGCACCCAGUAUUUUAGGAGCCAGUUCCCCCCCCUCUCACUCUCCCUCUCGCUGCGUCCCCCACACCAACCACCAGACAUCGGUCCACCCACGCAUCAAGCAUCCCAUACCUGCCUACCAAUAACAAUUCUAUUCACCUGCUACCUCCUUUACCAGUACCCCCUCUACCAACUGCCUUUCGAUAUGACCAAACAAUACGAACAAGAACAAUCGAACAAGCGGGUUGGCGAUGCGGCAAUCGAGUUGGGCAUACCAAGAGAUUGGGUUAAUGAUCCGUACAGAGGCCUCACCCCCAGAGAGAGGUUCGUGUGGCAGCAAGACGGUCCCCAAGACCGAUCAAUGCUAGGUCACCAGCAACAGCAGCAACGGCAGCAACAGCAGCAGCAACAGCAACAGCAACAGCAAAGAGGACGCUAGAGCUGUCCACCCCGCAACCUACACGAAGCCUUCCUUGGUCCUCACCCUCAUAAUAAGGGCUGCAGGCUCUGUCGCUCACUACCGACUUAUAAUCUACCGCCAGCCUAUCUUUGCUUCCCUUCCCCGGGGAUGUCAUCAACGCUUUCAUCCGAUCACCAAGCGACGCUCGACCUCCCCCUAAACAUUUCCUUGCCAAUCCCUCAACACUCUUUUUUGAAAUCGCCAUUUCCUUUUACAACUUCACUUGCAUUCUCUCUCUUUUCUCUUUUUUUCUCUUUUCCCUUGUACAACACCUUUUUCUUUUCUUGGGUCAUAAUAGAAGGGAUGGAUUGUGAAAUGUCAUGGAUCGCGGACUAGGUCAUAUGUUUCGGUGUAGGAGUGAUUCGGUUUUGGUUUAUGGUUUUUCCAUUCUUUGUUAUGUUCACUAAUUUCAAUUUCAAUCUCAAUUUCUGCUA
This is a messenger RNA of Tuber melanosporum (Perigord truffle), 1744 nucleotides long. RefSeq lists its product as uncharacterized. The transcript is spliced from 5 exons. The record is from RefSeq and is a predicted model, not a curated record. NCBI's taxonomy places the organism in Eukaryota, Fungi, Ascomycota, Pezizomycetes, Pezizales, Tuberaceae. Bases 1056 to 1289 code for a protein of 77 amino acids.